Theileria equi strain WA is the source of this 822-nucleotide messenger RNA. RefSeq lists its product as hypothetical. Gene Ontology annotation, cellular component: mitochondrial matrix. The transcript is spliced from 3 exons. The coding region runs from base 92 to 799 and encodes 235 amino acids. The record is from RefSeq and is a predicted model, not a curated record. Lineage: Eukaryota; Apicomplexa; Aconoidasida; Piroplasmida; Theileriidae.
GCGCACUAGUUACCGAUAAAUUUUGCAUCACUUCACCUUUUCAGCUUAAAAAAACGUCGACGUUGUUGUGUGAACAAUUUGCCCCUCGAAAAUGUUGAAUUGUAGACAAAAGGUGUUCAGGUGCCUUGCACAGGCCAUCCCCGCCAGGAAAAUCUCGACCAGGAGCGCCAUUUUCAACAAAAUGGCCCUCUGCAAUGGCAACAAUUUUGUCAGAAACGCCACUCGCUGCUUCUCCGCCGAGUCCAGCAAACUCCUGCAGGUCAUUCAAGGCGAAAUUCACCACGAAAAGUCAAACUAUGAAGCUCCAUCCACCGUCAAGGCGUUUUUGGACAAGAAGGAGUGGACCUUUGCCGAAAAGGACGGCGACGUCAACAUGACACUCAAGAAGACCGUUGGAGACUUUGAUGUAACUGUUGACUUCCAAUUGGUAUCACCAUUCGAAACCGAGGGUGAGGGAGAUGCUCAAGCUGAAAUGACUGACUUUUCCGUAACCGUUGAGAAGAAGAAUGGACAUGGAGUAACAUUUUUCUGCAGCACUUUGCAAAACGACGAGAAAUUCAGGUACAUCAUUUGCAACGUCCGCAUGUUUGCUGAUGCUGAGGCCAAGAAUUCCGUAUCUUCUUACAAUGGCCCAGAGUUUGAGGAUUUGGAUGACACUUUGCAAGCUUCCUUGGACGAGUGGCUAUCUAGCCUAGGAAUUGACUCGGAGCUCUGCGACUUUAUUGAUGCCUGCAGCAUUGACAAGGAACAGAGAGAGUACAUGGUCUGGCUCAAGGGAAUUGAGUCCUUCUUGGCCUAAUGAAUUUCUAAUUUGUGAUUCUU